Messenger RNA from Brassicogethes aeneus, 1751 nucleotides. NCBI's taxonomy places the organism in Eukaryota, Metazoa, Arthropoda, Insecta, Coleoptera, Nitidulidae. The record is from the annotation of a GenBank genome assembly.
GGCGGCGGAUAGGUCGACUGACUGGCCGUCGUGACCGUGGAACGUGGUUUUAUGUUAUAUUAAUAGUGCGUUGUAUGUUUGUACGUAGUGUUGCCUGCCAAUUAACAUUAUUUUUUUCCGACUUAAUCUCUAUGCUAAACGAAGAGUCAGAUUGGCCUUAAUGAGCCCUUUAUUGCACGCGCUCCUACCGACUGGGAUUCAUUUGGCACGAAGGAUUUAGGAUAAGCCGGCACCAUGAAUUUGAUGUUCAGGAAGAACUUUCGCGAGCAGAAGACCGGGGCCAUUUCCAGCAAGGUGCCGAAGGUCUCGGGGGUCCCGGCACACGAGCAAGAGGUCGAGCCGCGAACAGGGCUACACGCCCAUGGAGGAGCACCAUUACAGGACGCACUUGUUUUUCAGCCCGCCGAGAUGCAGCUAUGCUCAGGAGGACCAAGACGGACUUUUAACUCCAGAGCCGCGUUGCGGUCCUAUGACGGGAGUAGGCGGCGAGCCUAUGCCGAUGCAGUCAAGUAUCAUCUCUCCCGCAAUGACGGAGUCCGACCUGCCCCAGCCUUUGGUCGUCAGGAGUCCCUCCGUCUCUUUGAUGCGCUGGCCGAACACCCCCUCGCCAACCAAGACUCCCACCAGACAAGUUAGCUUUAAUUAUGGAAGAGAAUGUAAUAACAACAAUGAAGUUGCUAGAAGUCUUUCAGGAUUGGAUAGAGACUGCUUUAUAAUUCCUGUUCAUAGCCUUGACAGGUUUUUGCCUGCAGGAGUACCUAUGCCAAAACCUCCCGCCAAUAAUAACGGAAACUCUUUAGAUAGAAAAGGAAAUUUACAUGUAAUGGAGGUGCCUGAUCCAAAACUAUGUGUCUUAUGCCACUUGAUGAGCCCGCUGGAAGCGAUCGACCCCGUGCUGGAGUCGCCUCUGGUGCAGCCAAUCUUCAAGCAAAGAGUGACAGCCGGUGAGCUUGUCAACGAGGUGGCGCAGGCCAGAACGGCCGUCACCGGGAUGCUUUUAGCAAACAUGGAAAGAAACGCUGAGUUUCCUUUCAUAACUUAUUAUGUGAUAAAUACUUCACAAACGAAUCCUGUGAUGUUUUACAAUAAUCUUCGCACUGCCAGUUUGACCAAAUUCGAUCCUAGAGUAACAAAAUAUACAGCUGCACACACUUUAGACCUUUAUUCGGAAGUAGCUGCGAUCUGUAGACCUCCCAUCCACGAAAUUGGAAUGUCCCUGACCAAAACGCAUACUAACUCUACAGGUUACAUGGUGUCUGUAUACAAGGUGUUCGAAGGAGACGACCGGGAAAUAUUCGAGCGCAACUGGCUGUAUUGGACGGGGGCCCGGAUGAUCUACCGCUACCUGCCGGCGCAAGCGGGGCUGCGGAAAAUAUCGCUGCAUAAAUCCCUUAGUCCCAAGGGCGACAAAAUGUACAUACUGUUGUGCGAAUGCUCGAAUUUAUUAAGUGACGUCGGUUGUUGUGCUUUAAUCUUGCCGGCACUGCGGGCCCGGCUCACCGGUUACACGGGCAUUUUUCGGCCUCUGCAGACAUUCUAAUGCAUAAUAUAUGUGAUAAAAUUUAUAUCAAACGAAAUUGAUUACGCCGGUCAACGCUAACUUUAAGUUUGGGUUCUAAACCCCGAAGGGGUUCCGGUUCUGGAUCUGAAAGAAUGAUUCUUAAUGGUCCUGAUUAGGGUUUUAAAAUUUCCGGAAAAAUUGAGCCGGCAAAAAAAAACCGUUUUUUUUCGGAAAAAUUGGUAAAUUUUCA